This is a messenger RNA of Lichtheimia ornata, 948 nucleotides long. RefSeq lists its product as uncharacterized. The transcript has 2 exons. Lineage: Eukaryota; Fungi; Mucoromycota; Mucoromycetes; Mucorales; Lichtheimiaceae. The record is from RefSeq and is a predicted model, not a curated record. The coding region runs from base 1 to 948 and encodes 315 amino acids.
AUGGGUAAAAAGAACAACGCCAGCGGUUUUCGUCCCAAGGCUUCACCUAUCAAGUACAACCGCGUAUCACCUACCACCACACCACCAACACCUAAUGGAGGAGCUAAAUCGUCGCCACGGCUCAUGCCUAUUCUCAUUGGAGGCGGUCUACUCUACAUUACAGCCACCUACGUGAGCAUGAGUGUUUUCAAGAGCAAGAGUGAUACGACAACUGGACGUACACAUGAUCAUUCAAGCCAUGAUACACCUGUGGAUGGCAACUUUGAUACAGCACCUGUGUGGGAAAAGAUAGCCAAGGAUUAUGACAAGGAGAUCGAUUGGGAUGAAUUCGUUAUGGGUAUUGGUCUUAUGCGACGAUGGUUGAUUGGCCAAGCCAAGGGUGAUGUGCUUGAAGUAUCCACAGGUACAGGCCGUAAUUUCAAGUACUACAAGGACGACCAGUUAUCAUCCGCCACUUUUACGGACCGGAACGAGGGGAUGCUCACUCAAGCCAAAAGCAAGUUCGCAGAGUAUGCCGGUCAAUUCAAAAAGACAUUUGUGGAAUUUAAGCAAGCCAAUGUGGAUCAUGUGCACACAUUGACCAAAGAGGAUAACAAUGGAAGGAGGCAUCAGCAACAAUUCGAUACCGUCGUGGAUACAUUUGGUUUAUGCUCCUGCAAGGACCCUGAACAAGCAUUGAUUUCACUGGCGGAUGCCUGUAAACCCUCUGAGGAAUCAAGGAUCUUACUUUUGGAACAUGGUCGCUCCCAUUAUGAUUGGCUCAACCGUAUCCUGGAUACCAAUGUCGACAAGCAUGUACGCCGUUGGGGUUGUUGGUGGAAUCGAGAUCUGAUGGAAUUAUUCGAACGUGAAAAGGUCAAGGAGAAGCUUGAGAUUGUCAAAGUAUAUAGGUGGCAUUUAGGCACAACAUGUUAUAUCGUAGCAAAACCCAAGACAUCAUCAUCUUAA